Messenger RNA from Racocetra fulgida, 237 nucleotides. The record is from the annotation of a GenBank genome assembly. Lineage: Eukaryota; Fungi; Glomeromycota; Glomeromycetes; Diversisporales; Gigasporaceae.
AUGAUCUUUAAAUCUAAAUUUCCAGAUAUAAAGAUUCCUCAAGUCAGAAUUUAUCAAUAUGUGACUAGUAAUCCAAACAAAAUUCCAGACGAUAAGGUUAUUUACGUGGACGGACUUACUAGUAAAAGUUAUACUUUUGGUGAAUUUAAACGUGAAUCGAAAAAGUUUGCUGCAGGGUUGCAAGAUAAGCUAGGAUUUAAAUGUGGGGAUGUUUUAGCGAUAUUUUCACCUAAUCAG